Drosophila erecta is the source of this 834-nucleotide messenger RNA. Its product is annotated as larval cuticle protein A3A. The transcript is spliced from 2 exons. Bases 96 to 758 code for a protein of 220 amino acids. NCBI's taxonomy places the organism in Eukaryota, Metazoa, Arthropoda, Insecta, Diptera, Drosophilidae. The record is from RefSeq and is a predicted model, not a curated record. Gene Ontology annotation, cellular component: extracellular matrix.
AAAACCGCUGGCCGGCCAGAAACCGUAUCAUUCAGCCCUCAGCAUCGUUUCUGCAAAGAACUAACCCACAAAUCCAACCCACAAUACCACAUAAAAUGGCAUUCAAGUUCGUCUUCGCCCUCGCCUUCGUCGCCGUGGCCAGCGCCGGUUAUGCCCCCAUCGCCGCUCCCCAGGUGUACCAUGCUGCCCCAGCGGUGGCCACCUACGCCCACGCCCCCGUGGCCGUCGCCCAGAAGGUCGUGGUCAAGGCCGCCGAGGAAUACGACCCCCACCCCCAGUACCGCUUCUCCUACGGAGUCGAUGACAAGCUGACCGGCGACAACAAGGCACAGGUGGAGGAGCGCGAUGGAGACGUGGUCCGCGGAGAGUACUCCCUGAUCGACGCCGACGGCUACAAGAGGACCGUCCAGUACACCGCCGACCCCAUCAACGGAUUCAACGCCGUCGUGAACCGUGAGCCCCUGGUCAAGGCCGUCGCCGUUGCUCCAGUUGUGAAGACCGUCGCCGCUCCCGUUGCCCACUACGCCGCCCCUGCUGUCGCCCACUACGCUGCUCCCGCUGUGGUCAAGACCGUGGCUCCAGUUGCCCACUACGCUGCUCCCGCUGUGGUCAAGAGCGUGGCUCCCGUUGUCCACUACGGUGCUCCCGCUGUGGUCAAGGCUGUGGCCCCAGUGGCUCACUAUGCUGCCCCAGCUGCGUAUGCCACCUAUGCUGCUCCCACCCACUAUGCCGCCCCCGCUGUUGCCUACCACCACUAAGAACUGCCAUUCCCAUUGCCCAGCCCUUUAUUGUUAUAGUUUUACGAGCGACUACUAAAUAUAAACGUAAAUUUGA